UGAAUCUGUGCUUCGUCUGGGUCCGCGGUCCGCGAAGCUCCGAGUGGAUCGUUCCCGGGGCGCUGACACCCGUCGGUGGAUUGCUCUCUCCCGUGUGCGUGUGGCUCCGAAGCCCGUCUCGCUGCUUCCUUCCAGCCCUCGGCUCUCCGGCCGCUCGCCAAGCCCCUCCUGGGGCACGCCAGCGGGGAGAUCGGGCCCGCGUGAGUGUGUGGCGGGGAGCCCCGCGCGCCUUCCCCGGACGAGCUCAGGGAUCAGGGCUGCCGGCUGCCGAGGCAGGCGUCCACCUCGCUGCUGGUGUGUGUGUGUGUGACUGUGUUGGAUUCCGGGGGGCCGAGGGGGCGUCGAGAGGCAGCCCGGCGCUCUGCUGCCGCCCCACCCCCUCCAGCCAGAGGCGAGAAUCGCCGGACUCUCGGAUCCGCUCCGGUUUCGCUAGCUGCUGGGAUCUCCACCUUGGAUUCGCGGCUGCUUGUUUCUGCUCGGCUGUUAUUAUUAUUGUUGCCGCUGCUGUUAUUUUAUUUUUCCCCAAGGGAGAAAGCACAAAAAAAAAAAAAACCCCAAAACAAACCAAAAACAACUGUGGGAUUUAAUUAACAUGAUCUUGGCAAACGCCUUCUGCCUCUUCUUUUUCUUAGACGAGACCUUCCUCCGCUCUUUGGCCAGCCCUUCCUCCCCGCAGGGCCCGGAGCUCCCCCACGGCUGGCGGCCCCCGGUGGACUGCGUUCGGGCCAAUGAGCUGUGCGCCGCAGAAUCCAACUGCAGCUCUCGCUACCGCACACUGCGGCAGUGCCUGGCUGGCCGGGACCGCAACACCAUGCUUGCCAACAAGGAGUGCCAGGCGGCCCUGGAGGUGUUGCAGGAGAGCCCCCUCUAUGACUGCCGUUGCAAGAGGGGCAUGAAGAAGGAGCUACAGUGCUUGCAGAUCUACUGGAGCAUCCACCUGGGGCUGACUGAAGGUGAGGAGUUCUAUGAGGCCUCACCCUACGAGCCGGUGACCUCCCGCCUCUCGGACAUCUUCAGGCUUGCUUCCAUCUUCUCAGGGACAGGGGCAGACCCAGCGGUCAGCGCCAAGAGCAACCACUGCCUGGACGCAGCCAAGGCCUGCAACCUGAACGACAACUGCAAGAAGCUGCGUUCGUCCUACAUCUCCAUCUGCAACCGCGAGAUCUCGCCCACCGAACGCUGCAACCGCCGCAAGUGCCACAAGGCCCUGCGCCAGUUCUUCGACCGCGUGCCCAGCGAAUACACCUACCGCAUGCUCUUCUGCUCCUGCCAAGACCAGGCAUGUGCCGAGCGCCGCCGGCAGACCAUCCUGCCCAGCUGCUCCUACGAGGACAAGGAGAAGCCCAACUGCCUGGAGCUGCGCAGCGUGUGCCGCACCGACCACCUGUGCCGGUCUCGGCUGGCCGACUUCCACGCCAACUGUCGGGCCUCCUACCGGACGCUCACCAGCUGCCCCGGGGACAAUUACCAGGCCUGUCUGGGCUCCUAUGCGGGCAUGAUCGGUUUUGACAUGACUCCUAACUACGUGGACUCCAGCCCUACGGGCAUCGUGAUAUCCCCCUGGUGCAGCUGUCGCGGCAGUGGCAAUGCAGAGGAGGAGUGUGAGAGGUUCCUGAGUGACUUCACAGAGAACCCGUGCCUCCGAAACGCCAUCCAGGCCUUUGGCAACGGCACAGAUGUGAACUUAUCUCCGAAGAGUCCCCCCAUUCUGGCUACCCAGGCCCCUCGGGUGGAGAAGCCACCUUCUUUGCCAGACGACCUGAGUGACAGCACUGGCCUGGGGACCAGUGUCAUCACCACCUGUACAUCCAUCCAGGAACAGGGCCUGAAGGUCAACAGCUCCAAAGAGUUGAGCAUGUGCUUUACAGAGCUGACGACCAGCAUCAUUCCGGGGAGCAACAAGGUCAUCAAACCAAACUCUGGCCCCAGCCGAGCCCGGCCGUCGGCUGCCUGGACCGCCCUCCUGCUCCUGAUACUCAAACUGGCCUUGUAGGCACCCCUCCCUGGGGAACUGUGUGUUGGUCCAGUUUCUGGAAAGUUCCACAGACAAGAACUGCCACUGGACAGGAUGGAAGAAUACGCAGACACACACGGGCACCACAUGCACCUUGCAAAAACAACGACAACAAAAGUUUUUUCCCACCUUGUUUCUCCCAGGUUCUUUCUCUGGAGAAGUUUUUUUUCUAAAGCCAAACAGACAAGCAGGGUGGAGAGAAACACCGUCCAUUCGCUCCAGGGAUUUUCUUCUCUGAAUCCUGCCGAAGCAAAAGACCAAGCUGCCCAGAGGCUGUGUGACUGUACCUGCAGCAGGCUGAGGCAGGACAGGCCCGGCUGGGCACCUGCCCUGGGGAGGGGGCAGAGGGCUGUGGGAGCCCAUGUCUGCCAUCCUCACCUCUUACCUGCUAGAUAGAGCAGGGGUCCUGCUUCUGUCUCUGUCCUCAGCGGGGGGCUCCCAGGAGUGUUUACGUAUGUCUUGGGGAUCCCCACGGAUGCCUGUGGAGGGGGCCGUGUGCCCUGAGCUUCCUGGGUGGUUCUGCCUGCCUGGGGCACCUGCUCCAGAGUGCUGCUUCCCCCCCUUCCACCUCCUCCUCCUCCUUCUGAGUGGUGGUCAGAAGUUUCAAGUCCAAGAGAAAUGAAGCUUUGCUGGCGUCAUGGUUUCUUGGGGGUCUGUGGAGGAGGUGACCCUUGGUGGAGAAGGGGUGCUGAGUUGCAGAAGAGACUGCCAGGUGGACAUGCGUCUCUCGCCUCUCCAUGUCCCUUCUCUCUCUCUCUCUGCUCUCUUUUUCUCAGUCUCUCUCCGAGACCCAAGUCAGCUGCACAUACAGUCUCUUUAACCGUGUGUACAUAUACAUCCACAUUUGUGUAUCGUGUGGUUCUCCGUUCUUUCCUUUUUUUAAAGAAAUGAGACUAUCAGAAUAAUACCCCCAACAGAUGAGCGAAAAUGUAUUAUUGUAAAGUUUAUUUUUUUUAAUGACGUUGUCUAUAAUGGGAACGGAUGGCUCCCGGCCUCCACUCUCUCUGGCUCUUGUGUGCUCGGCUGCCGUCGGUCUCACUGGGCUGUGGCUGGGGGGCCCCUGGUCCGCAUUCACGCUUAAGCUAAAGGUUCCAAUAAAUGUUCUUGGAAGCAA
This is a messenger RNA of Ochotona curzoniae (black-lipped pika), 3128 nucleotides long. It is a transcript of the gene GFRA2, whose product is annotated as GDNF family receptor alpha 2. The transcript is spliced from 9 exons. Bases 593 to 1993 code for a protein of 466 amino acids. Gene Ontology annotation, biological process: nervous system development. The record is from RefSeq and is a predicted model, not a curated record. Lineage: Eukaryota; Metazoa; Chordata; Mammalia; Lagomorpha; Ochotonidae. Gene Ontology annotation, molecular function: signaling receptor activity. Gene Ontology annotation, cellular component: external side of plasma membrane; signaling receptor complex.